UCGGUAGGGUUGCUGGACUUGUAGACUACGAAAGGUCAAGUGCGAUGAACAACGACCCAUCUGUGGCAAUUGUCAGCGUUCUCGCCACUACACAUGUCGAGGCUAUGAGUCAGAUUUGAGCAUGUCUGAGCAAGUGAGACCUGUCACUCUUCAGAGACAGUCUCAGCAACUACACAGCGCUUUGGACUCGUGGCAUGACCGUCCCACCACACUCGAUGGCACUUCCGCGAAUGUUGGACAUUCUUCCAUUCCGGACAUUCACGUUGAUGAGACUUUUUGGGCCGGAACUGGCGACACCACGGAUGUCCCGAUGGAGUUCAUUCCUUUUGAAUCUCUAGUUGAAGACCUGCCGCUUAUGGCCGACGUGCGCAUAAACCACGCCGACGAAUCUAUAGCAGAACAUGCCUUGCCCGAGCCUCUGUCUCUACCGGGAGAUUUAGAAGAUCUACUACGACACUACAGAGAAAUCAUCUGUCCUGCCAUGAUGCCGACCAUCAAUCCCUCACAGAAUCCGUGGCUUCAGGUCUACUUGCCUCUAGCACUACAAACUCCAAGAUCAGCUGCAACAUCCGCUCUUUUGCAUGCGAUUCUCGCCGUGGCAAUCCAGCACAAGGCAAAGAUUGAAGGACAAGUGUCGUCUUCAGUAUCGGUCCAUUCCGCUAAGCAUAGAGCAUAUACCUUGAGUCUGCUGCAAGGAAUCCUCUCAGAACGGCAUUGUCCUGACGAUCAUGCUGAUCGGCAUGCCAUGCUCGCAGCCUCAAUGAGCCUAAUCACCAUUGACGUCUUCAGCGGCAAUAAAGAAAGCUGUAACACUUACCUCAAGCUUGCUCGAACAGUUCUCCAUGGAACCGGAGGAGAGACGUGGUGGAAGUCUAGCCUGAAAUCGAGUAUCCUUUAUCAGACCUUCAAAUGUUAUGAGAUGGUCGCAAGCACAGCUCGAUCGCAUGCCGCUGCACCAAACUCCCCUGAAAGUACUCGGUCAUGGAGCUCCGAUUCUCCCGGAACGAGUCCAGGCGGUGAAAAGAUGCAAUUCACUGCUAGAGAAAACCACGAAAACGACAGAGGAGGAUUUAAUUAUAUGAGUCAUUACACUUUGGACACUUCAUUCGGAAUUAGUCUCCACACAAUGGCCCUGCUCGACAAGACCAUCAGGCUAGUGGACAAGACUGUGUCGUCGCCGGGCGCGUGUUCACCUAGCGGACAACACUUCCAUCUUGCUGAUGAGGUUGAGCAUGAUCUUUACAGCGUUUUGAGCAAUCCCGAGCUCCUCUCAGCACCGAUCGUUCAGCACAAAAUCCAGUGUUUUGACGACACGCCCUGGAAAUCCUCUACUACUCUCCCCACUGUCAUCGCGGACGAGUUGACAGAGAACCAUAUGUGGGCUUUCCAUUACGGAGUUAUAUUAUUCUACCAUCGAGCUGUACGCUUGCCAACCAGAAAGGAUCAUUUCUCAGAAAACAUGCAAUUGCUAGUUAGCAAGCUGUUCGAUCAUCUAGAAAACAUCGAUUGUCUCACAUCCGAUACAGACGUGAGACCUGCAAACACACUUUGGCCAGGCUUCGUGGCGGCUUGUGAGGCGAUCAAUACAGAUCUCAGACACAGAGCUUUGAUUUGGUUUGCAAGAGCAGCGAAGCAUAAAAUUGGAAACAUAUCACAAGCGAAAGAUCUGGUGAUGGAUAUCUGGCGGCGUGUGGACAGACAAAACUUCUCGAAUUCCGGACAUAACGCAUCUGCUGCAGGUACUGCCGGCUUAGGUCCUGUUGAUUGGAGAGUUGUGAUGGAAGAAUCGGGGUUCGGCACCAUGCUGACGUGAAUGACAAGCGCAUAAUCGUCUACGGGCAUCAAAGUGGACCAGCUAGCGAUCUAGCGCGAUGGUCCUCCGGAGAACAAAAUUUUGCGAGCUACUGGUUGACGAUCCCAACACAAACACAUUUGGUGUCGAGCAAAUUCGACUAUGCUUUACCCAUCUCGCCAAUCUUCUGGCUGUAGAAUGCUGUCUCGGCACCUCCCGCAAGAGCUCUCUGUAAUUGAGGGAAAGGCAGCUGCUUUGCGAGCCAGGGUUCCUUCACCUUGUGGAGUUGUA
Messenger RNA from Aureobasidium subglaciale EXF-2481, 2083 nucleotides. RefSeq lists its product as uncharacterized. The record is from RefSeq and is a predicted model, not a curated record. Gene Ontology annotation, biological process: positive regulation of transcription by RNA polymerase II. The coding region runs from base 122 to 1813 and encodes 563 amino acids. Gene Ontology annotation, molecular function: DNA-binding transcription factor activity; transcription cis-regulatory region binding. Lineage: Eukaryota; Fungi; Ascomycota; Dothideomycetes; Dothideales; Saccotheciaceae. Gene Ontology annotation, cellular component: nucleus. The transcript is spliced from 2 exons.